This is a messenger RNA of Salarias fasciatus (jewelled blenny), 2138 nucleotides long. RefSeq names its product GDNF family receptor alpha-2-like. The transcript has 8 exons. The record is from RefSeq and is a predicted model, not a curated record. Gene Ontology annotation, cellular component: external side of plasma membrane; signaling receptor complex. NCBI's taxonomy places the organism in Eukaryota, Metazoa, Chordata, Actinopteri, Blenniiformes, Blenniidae. Gene Ontology annotation, biological process: nervous system development. Gene Ontology annotation, molecular function: signaling receptor activity. Bases 574 to 1959 code for a protein of 461 amino acids.
AGAGAGAGAGAAAAGAGCCAGUCAGCGGACUGUGGCACUUUCAGAUGACUUCUUCUACCUCGUUAGAAAUACCGGCGUAACGAAGAGAUCAUUUGGCGCCAGUUUAAGGACUGUUUUGGGGGGCAAAUUGUCUCCAAGGGGCAGUUGGAGAAGCCAGUCUGAGCUCUUAUAAUGCGGAGAGAUCAAGUCUCAGUAGUUUUCUGUCGCUAUGAAGGCAACACAGACGGACCCUGAGAAACUGCUUGCAUGGAUUGAUUGACUGAUUGGUUGAUUGGCAUUUGCCUUUCUCUCUCCCCCUCUUUUUCCUUUUUUUUUUGAAAUCAUCAAAGGAUCUUUUUGUGUCGUGGUCAGUCUGUUUUUUUCCCCCUCUAAAUAUUGUGGAUUAUUAUUUCACUGGAAGUCGAGGAUUUUCUUCCCCCCCAGGAGGUGUGUGUUUAUUUGGGAGUUGAAUGAGGAUAUUGAUUUUGUACAGUUAGCCUUCACCUGGGUCCGGGAUCUGGAGAGAGGGAAUUAACCUUUCAAAAGGUGGAAAUAUCAGUCGUGUUGGACUCCCAACUCAUCUCUCCUGCCAACAUGAAGUCGUGGAUUUGCGUUUGCUUCGCUUUCCUUCUCUUAGAUGAGGCUGCAAGUUCCUGGGAUGGCCCCUCAGCGUUGUCCGUGUCCUUGGCCAGCGGCGCUCCGGGAUCUCCGGGCGCCGGGUCUGAGCCUGGCACUCAGACAGAAUGGGUGGACUGCAUCCAGGCGAGUGACAUGUGCAACCAGAACCCUCACUGCAGCUCUCGGUACCGGGUGAUGCGCCAGUGCCUUGUGGGCAAGGAGAAGGAAGCCAUGCUGGAUAACAACAGGGAGUGCCAGGCUGCUUUGGAAGUGCUGCUGGUUAGUCCUCUGUAUGACUGCCGCUGCAAGAGGGGCAUGAAGAAGGAGCUGCAGUGUCUGCAGAACUACUGGACCAUCCACAUGGGGCUGACUGAAGGUGGAGACAUGGAGGACUCAUCCCCGUACGAACCCGUAGCGCCGAACCGGCACCCUGACGCCUUCCGCUUGGCUUCUAUCUCCUCAGGAAUGCUCACAGUAGCCCCAAAAAGUUUCCACUGCCCUGAUGCUGAGAGAAACUGCAACCCCUGUCUCGAUGCAGCCAAGGCGUGCAACCUCAACAGCAGCUGCAAGCGGCAACGCUCCGCCUACAUCGCAGUCUGCAGCAAGGAGGACCCCAACAAGGGCGAGACCUGCAGCAGGAAGCGCUGCCACAAGGCCCUCAGGUCCUUCCUGGACCGCGUGCCGCCGGAGUUCAGCCACCGGCUGCUGUUCUGCCCCUGCCAGACCGAGGGCUGCGCUGAGCGACGCAGGCAAACAAUCGUGCCCGAUUGUUCCUAUCGAGAUAAGGAAAAGCCCAACUGUCUGGAGCUACAGAGCGUCUGUCGCCAGGAUCCUCUCUGCAGGUCCAGACUGGCUGAUUACAUAGUGAACUGCUGGACACCUCCAGACACAGUGAGCACCUGUCCCAACCAAGACAAUCAUCAGGCCUGCUUGGCCUCCUACGCCAGGCUCAUCGGAACAGAGAUGACUCCCAACUAUGUUGACAACAGCUUCUCCAACUGGACCAUCUCCCCAUGGUGCACCUGCAAAGGCAGCGGGAACCAAGAGGCGGAGUGUCUCAGCUUCCUGGGCUAUUUCAACAAUAACCCAUGCCUAAGAAAUGCCAUUCAGGCCUUUGGUUAUGGGACAGACAACACACAGAACAAAACUGCGUUCAUCCCCGGCCCCUCGGCGACGUCAAAGACGGGGUCUGAUUGGCCCAUGGGCAUCUCGGAGCAUCCAUCUGUCACUAUGCCAAAGCAUCCUGAACCGUUAGAUGGCCUGGACCUGGGAGAGGGCCACUCUCCUUGUCUGUGCGCCAGCGUCUGGGCUCUGCUUCCCAGCUUGGCUUUGGCUCUGGUCCUGGCCCAGCAUGCCUUAUAGAAGCGCCAGGAGGAGAAAAAAAGAGGUCAUCCACCCACAAGCUGAUCCCAAAUGCAGAAGGUGUUAUUACUGAGACUGAUAUUAAGAAGGCUGGAUCUCUGGACAGAUGACAUAAGUGGCAUUCAUGAAAGCGGACAACAAAAGGGCACGAGAGGUGGAAAUCAUUGAAAUUAUACAAC